Molecule: messenger RNA, 432 nt
Organism: Rotaria socialis
Lineage: Eukaryota; Metazoa; Rotifera; Eurotatoria; Philodinida; Philodinidae
Source: the annotation of a GenBank genome assembly
AUGAAGCUCAACAUUGGUUUAAUAUUUUGUGGUAUGAUUUUGUGUUGUACUUACUCAAUAUCAUUUGCAGAUCCAAUUGAAACAGAGGAUGAAUUUAUGGCUUCGCUGACAGAGCCGCAACGGCAGCUAUUAAAUAAUUUAGAACAAGUAGUCCUUUCUUCUAUCAUUAAUGCUACCACGAAUGGAAUGCGUGGCAGAAGCCCUGUAAACAACACUCUCGUAGAGAAAGUGAAAACCCUUCAGCGAUCGUUGACACCAUUACAAGGGCGAUUCUUUGGCUCCAUCGGUAAUGCUAUUGGUGGCUUCUUCAAAAAAGUUAUUGGUAGCACCGUUAAUAAAGUUUUUGGUGGUUCCUUGACUAAAUUUGUUGGUGGCUUCCUUGGAGGACAAGUCUGCUCGAAUGUUUGCAAACGCGUUAUUGGACGUCGCUGA